This is a messenger RNA of Coccinella septempunctata (seven-spotted ladybird), 1241 nucleotides long. RefSeq names its product synaptic vesicle glycoprotein 2B-like. Gene Ontology annotation, biological process: transmembrane transport. The transcript is spliced from 5 exons. Gene Ontology annotation, molecular function: transmembrane transporter activity. Gene Ontology annotation, cellular component: membrane. The coding region runs from base 359 to 1174 and encodes 271 amino acids. The record is from RefSeq and is a predicted model, not a curated record. Lineage: Eukaryota; Metazoa; Arthropoda; Insecta; Coleoptera; Coccinellidae.
CGUCGUACAUGAACUCCUCAAAGAAUCAGCUGGAUCUGGCUGCAGGGCAUUCAUUGAAAGUGUUGCGCUAUUGAUUUUGUUGCCUUGUUUCAUUAGUUGGCUUUUGAUAAAUCGGAAAAAAUCGUGUUUAUGUUCAUCUAACCAAACAGGUUUCUAGAAUAUCACCUGGAAAUCUUUUAUGUUAAUAUGAUCCAUUAAAUAUUUCAGAUAGGCAAAGUAGGUUGAAUCGAGAUCCGAGCAAACACGACUUAAACUUAGUCAAUUUCGAGAUGCCAUAAAAUCUGAUAUUCUAGUUUUCACAAUCAAGAGGCUUUCGUUCAAAGUGAGUACUUUUUCUCACCUAUUCUCGUGUUCGAGUAUGGCUAUUGUGGAUAAAGCAAUCUGGGAGAAACCAGAAGAAGAUGAGAAGAUAGAGUUCUUGGAACAAAAGCCUGCAGAUUUCGAGACAGCUGUUUCUGCCACUAGUUUCGGAAAGUUCAAUUGGUUUCUGAUAUGUGUUGCGAUUCCAGUAAGCUGGGCUAACCUUUUCGAGACCACUACUAUGUCUUAUGUCUUUCCAGCAGCCCAGUGCGAUCUGAAUUUAACCUUAGAGGAUAAAGGAAUGCUCAACGCAGCCGUGUAUUGUGGAACUAUAACUAGCGCCUUCUUUUGGGGAUUCUUUUUCGAUACUUUCGGCAGGAGGAAAUUGCUGAUGAUUGGUUACUUUUUGGAUGCUGCCUUAGUAACCUUUAGUGCAUUUGCACCCAACAAACAUUUCCUGAUGAUAUUGAAAUUUUUUGGUGGUUUCAUUAUAAGUGGACCCUAUGCUGCUGCUCCUACGUAUUUAUCCGAACUUCAUGCUGCCAAAUAUCGCUCCAGAAUGCCUCUCUUACUAGGGGUUGGGAUGUCUCUUGGUAGUAUGUUUCUUCCUUUAUUGGCCGCUGUGAUACUCCCUUUAAAUUUCAAAUUUUUCCUGGUGAGCAAUAUGGCUUUCAAUUCUUGGGGCCUAUAUCUCCUGAUCAAUGCUGUUCCUGCCCUGCUUAGUGCAAUUAUAUUCGUUUUUCUGCCUGAAAGUCCGAAAUUUCUGAUGUCUAUGGGAAGGAAUAGUGAGGCCCUAGACGUUUUUCAGAUGAUGUACAGAAUCAACACUGGAAAUCCCAUAGAGAUGUAUCCUGUGAGUGUACUUCAAAAAUAAAAUAUUAAGGAGAAAUUGAUAUACAGAGUGAGUAGAAAAAACGCUCACAAUUCAUGUCUUCCGUGAU